Molecule: messenger RNA, 4535 nt
Organism: Amphibalanus amphitrite
Lineage: Eukaryota; Metazoa; Arthropoda; Thecostraca; Balanomorpha; Balanidae
Product: ankyrin repeat and SAM domain-containing protein 6-like
Exons: 12
Coding region: 440-2905 (821 amino acids)
Molecular function (GO): protein binding
Source: RefSeq, a predicted model, not a curated record
UUAAGCGACACAGCGUUGCGAGGAAUAUCUAGAUAUCUAGGUAAUUUCUCGACUGUCGACAUCUGGUAUCUUCGUGGGACGCCAAACGUGCCAAACUUACUAAUGCCGCCCUUAGGGCACCUCUCUGGCCUCUCCUGAACAGCCACCUAUUUGACUAUGGCUUAACCUUUGCCCUCUUAUAUCAUCAUUCAUCGUAAAUAAAUACAUUCUUAUCACCCAUCUAACAUUUUCUAAUGUUUCUUUAUGCCAGGCUGUUUUUCUGAAUCAUCAGCAUGUUUUUUUCAAUAAUCUGAUCAUCCUGAAUUAUUUACAGGUAAAGGGCCUUUGUGAUGCCUCAAAUUCAUCUUAUUUAACUGCUGUUAUCAUACAGUGAUGCCCAGUAGGGGAUAGACAAGAUGCCAGAAGGACCACCACUGAGAGUUGUAGCACUAGCCAUCUAAUGAUGGAAGAGAAUGACGGCAGCUCACCGGAUGGUGCCAUUGGAGCCUUUCUGGACAGCUGCUACAAGGGCGAUCAGGCAGCCAUAGCAUCUCUGCUGGAGAAAGGAGUGGAUGUGAAUGGCUCGGACGCCGUCUACACCACUCCACUUCAGGUGGCCGCCGCCUCCGGUCACGAGACCCUGGUACAGCUACUGAUGGCGCGCGGUGCACAGCUGGAGGCGGCCAACCUGUACGGAUGGACGCCACUAAUGCACGCGGCUCGCCACGGCCACGCGGGGGUGGUGCGGCUACUACUGCAGCGGGGAGCCGACGGCCGCAGAUGUAACCGGCUUGGAGCCUCCCCGCUGCUGCUGGCUGCCGUCAGCGGUCACCUGUCCACGGUGUCUGCACUGCUGGAGGCAGGCGCUGCCGAUGCACCACCGGCGAGUCCAAACCCACAGCCGCGCACGGAUAGGGGCGCACAGCCCGGCAAGGAGAGAGUGGCGGCACAACCUGGCAAAGGAAGAGCGGUCGCACAGCCCGGCAAAGAGAAAGCUAUAAAACAGCACAGCAAGGAAAGGGUUACAGCUCAGCUUAGCACGGAGAAAAUCCCCGCACAGCCCAUCAAAGAGAGAGCAAUGACACAGCCUGGCAAAGGGAGGGCUACCGCGCAGAUAAGCAAAGAGAGAGCGACCGCACAGGUCGGCAAGGAUAGAGCGACUGCACAGCCCAGCAAGGAAAGAGCAGUCGCACAGCCUGGCAAGGAGAGGCCCGCCGCUGAGAAACCGGCGUGGACCCCUCGCCGAUGUCCGACCGCGUCUCUGGCGGCCACAUCUGCGGCCACACUGGCGGCGGCGGCUCACGGUAACAACUCUGUGCUGCGGCUGCUUCUGGACCGCGGCGCCGCGCUGGACGUUCAGCUUCCUGAGCUCGGCCUCAAUGCUCUGAUGCUGGCGGCGGUGGGCGGUCACCGGUCCACCUGCCGGAUCCUACUGGAGGCCGGCGCCGACCCUAACGCGCACAAUACGCUCGGUAUGACGGCUCUGGACAUGGCCCGGGUGGCCGGUCAUCGGCAGGUGGUGCGAGUGCUGGAGGAUAGCACCGAGGAGGCCGAGGACACGGGAGACAGUACCGAUCUGCACGAGGCGGUGCGCCGGCGGGACCUCACCCUAGCCACCCAGCUGCUUUCUGCGGACCCCGGCGCCGCCAACCGCGUCCGUUCCGAGUCUGGCGCUCCGCUGACACUGGCUGCGCUGGCCGGAGACACACCGAUGGCGGCUCUGCUGCUGCGGCACGGCGCGGUUGUAGAUCAGCCGGAGCCGACCACCGGGUGGACGCCGCUCAUGCACGCCGUGUUCCAUAAUCACCCGGAGAUGGUGAAGCUGCUGCUGUCCUCCGGAGCGGAUGCCAACGUGCGCGACCACAAGGGCUGCACGGCCUUCGACCUGGCCUCGCUGGUCGACAGCAGUCCCGACAUGAUUCGUCUUUUGGCCGCCUGUACGUACAAGUUCACCCCUCCGGUGCCCCCUGCCGGCCUGGCGGGCGGGCCGGCGCCGCUGGCCUGGCAGAGUCGUGCCGUCAGCACGCCCAGCCUACAGGACCGUGGUCUGAAGGCCUGGUGGAGCCGCUUCUCGUCUAGGUUUCAGAACGUGCGCGCCCGCGUGGAGCCGGUGGUGAUGACGGGAGCUCGGCCCCUACCAGAGGAGACCGGGGUGCCGCAGGACGCUGACCGGUCCCGUCCCCGACUCACACUGGACGGGGUACUGCCGGCCGCCAAACGGCUCAAGGCCAGGACGCCGCAGGGUUUUCCGGCGCGCAGUCUGCCGUCUGACACGCUGCGUCCGGUGCUGCCGCCGUUCUGCGCCGACCGCAGCGCGCUGGAUCGGUGUCGACUGCCGCCGGCUCUCUGCGAGGGACCCGCCGACUGCGACAAUGGCCCAGACUCGGCCGCCGUGCCCGCGGCCAGUGCCGGCUCUGGCCCGGCUCCCGGCGGAGGCCACCUCAACACCUAUCGUCUGCUCAGCUACCUCCGGUCACCCAACUCGUCACCGUCCAACUCUCUCGGUCAGCGACGGCUGCUCUCGCCCGGACCGCACUCCUCCGGCGAUUCUGGUUUCGAAACAUCUGGGAAGUCUUCCAUUGACCACCCUUCGUACUUGAGGAAGGCUGCCAAAGGCUCACCAGCAAAACGGGGCUCGUUGAAGCAGAAACCGAGUCUCCGUAAAAAACCCACCACUACGGCCGCUGACCCGCCGUCCGCCGCCGAGCCGGCCACCUCCGACGGUCAGGCGGUGGGUAAGCUGACCUACCUGCUACGGUCACUGGGUCUGGCGCGGUACGGCUCAGCAUUCGCUGCGGAAGAGAUCGACUUUGAGGCGUUCCUGGAUCUCACAGACGACGAUCUUGUGGAGCUGAAUGUGAGUCGCCGAGACCGUCAGAAGCUGGCUGUUGUGAUUCAGGAGCUGCGGCAAAAACUGCGCGUGUAGAGGCGCGUACCUGAAACUGUCGCGCCUGGAAACGGGCCUCACCGGCGCACAUAGCCGCCAGUCGGCGUCAGAGGCUGCUGUUUCAGAAGUGGUGCCUCGAAGUUGGGUGAUCUCACAAGUUUGCCUACCCCAUGGGUUUAUUGGUAAGUGAUCUCAAAAGUUUGUGAUAGAAUAGGGAAACUGGUGUGCAAUUGUUGAGGAAUAACUCUUGAGCGGUUCUUUGCGAUAUUAUUGAUCUGGUGCCCCGCCCUGCAGUGGUUUGAUCCUCGUUAAAGAGAGAUCCCGUUGAGUGAAGGAAGACACAAGCUAAGUGUUCCACAUCCACAGUUUUCGUGGCUGCGUGCUGUUUCAUGGUUGUCAAGCUCAGGCGAGGUCGUGGUAGAAAUACUUGUGUUGUUUCUGAUCUCAGCAGGCUCUCAAGGUUUGCAGUAAAUAUCCUGCAAACUUUCGGUAAGAGUGCACUGCACAUUUACACACUGUUGCCGUAUUGCUUGCACCAACAUGGAGCUCGGAUAGACCAAGUCUAGACCAAAGCUAGUCCAGUUAGACCAAGGCUGGCUCUUCCCCAUUGGGCCUUAAUUGAGGCCUUAAUUGGCUACUGAAUUGAGCUGCUGAGAGCGGUAUUUUUUGUGAGAGCCGCCUUACGCCCGUGCUCUGGUGGAACCAGCGGCCACUUCAAGCCCCAGUCGCAGUCUAGAAUAGUCAGCAGGCUAGAAUUUAGGCACUCGCGUUCUUGUUGCCAGGGUUUUCUAUGCUAGUCGUGAGGAAUUUCAAGUUGCAUUAGCGUGAUCACGGUGGACCUAUAGUCGCCAGUCAGUGGUUGCCUUCUUCUCACGGUUGCGUCAUGUUAGUUCUUUGGAAAAUGGGCAUACAUUUAUCUUUUGUUAUCAUUCUCAUUGUUAUAUUUACUUUUUCAUGAUAAAGGUGCCGCCAAAUGGUCGCUGUCAUGUCAUUGCAUUCAUUCAUAAUCCCGUGUCAGGGCAUUGUAGUCAUAUAGCAAUCCAUCGCGGUUAAGUUCAAAAACUAAACAGAUCAAGUACAAAAUCCCCAUCGAUAUGGCUCCACCGAUAACAGUUCCAUUUGAGCUCAAGCCAGUAUCGUUGACUCCAACCAGCUUGCCUCUCGAAGGCGUACCCGUGAUGACAGCUCGUUCGCUCAUUAAUUAACCGCACCCUGAGCUGCGUUUGCUGCGUAAUAAGAACGGUGCCUUAUCUCGUGCCUGGUUAGAUUACCUGCUCAGAGUGGUUUGAAGAUGUAUCGUUAAUAUCUGCCGGAUCCUGUUAUUGAUUUUGUAAAUACCGGCAUUACAAUGUGCAAACAGUAUUAUUGCCUAUUAAAUGGUAUGUUAGAGGAUUUCAGGUGAAUUUAUUUUAUGAAUAUAUAAUCGGGGUUGUUAUAUGGGGCGGGUCAUAUAGUGUUUUCAGCCAGGGCUGAGUAGUGGUUAGUGAAGUGAAUAUUUGAAGCGUAUUGCCUAUUUAUUGGUGUGUAAAUGUACUUUUGCGACGUUUAGAGACAACAUUGGCUGGUGUGUCUGGCCCAGUAAUCAGUAUUACGCCUAAAAGGCGCCUAGAUGUGAUUCAAGAUGCAAUAUUAUUUCAGUGUGGUCUCAAUGAAUAAAACCGUGUGCGUU